This is a messenger RNA of Calypte anna (Anna's hummingbird), 1554 nucleotides long. RefSeq names its product doublesex and mab-3 related transcription factor 2 (gene DMRT2). Lineage: Eukaryota; Metazoa; Chordata; Aves; Apodiformes; Trochilidae. The transcript is spliced from 4 exons. Gene Ontology annotation, molecular function: RNA polymerase II cis-regulatory region sequence-specific DNA binding; DNA-binding transcription factor activity, RNA polymerase II-specific. Gene Ontology annotation, cellular component: nucleus. Gene Ontology annotation, biological process: regulation of transcription by RNA polymerase II; sex differentiation. The record is from RefSeq and is a predicted model, not a curated record. Bases 49 to 1554 code for a protein of 501 amino acids.
CCGCCUGCCAGCCUCGGGUGCUGAGCUUGGCUGCGCCGUCGAGGAGUCAUGGCUGAAGGACGCGCCACCGCUGACUGGGAGAUCGACGUGGAGAGUAUGGAGAGCGAGGCGCCCGAGGCGCCCGAAGCGUCGCGCAGCAGCUCCGUCCCGGAGGAGGAAGAGGAGGCGGAGGACAUCGAGGAGACUGUGGCGGCUCCGCGGCGGGGCGAGCCGCGGAAGCUGAGCCGCACGCCCAAGUGCGCCCGGUGCCGCAACCACGGCGUGGUGUCUUGCCUGAAGGGACACAAGCGGUUCUGCCGCUGGCGCGACUGCCAGUGUGCCAAUUGCCUGCUGGUGGUGGAGCGGCAGCGCGUCAUGGCAGCCCAGGUGGCUCUCCGACGGCAGCAAGCCACCGAGGACAAAAAAGGGCUGGCGGGGAAGCAGGCGAGCCUGGAGCGCAAAGCCGUCUACCAGAGGCACGUCCGGACGCCCAGCCUCCUGGCCAAGAGCAUCCUGGAAGGUUACCGUCCUAUUCCAACAGACCCUUACCUAGGAGGGAAUUCACCCUUGCCACCCCCUGUAAGUGACAGGAUGAGAAAGAGACGGGCUUUUGCUGAUAAAGAGUUGGAGAACAUUAUGCUAGAGAGAGAGUAUAAAGAGAGAGAGAUGAUGGAAGCCACACAAGCAGCUGCCCUUUUUCUCCCUACCCGCAUGGUGCACGGAGCUGAAUACAACUCGUAUAAAUCAACCUUCAACACUGCUCCAGCUGAUACUCCAAACAAGGAGUUUUGCAAUUUUUUACCAACCUGCUUUGAUCUAACCAUGCAGUAUUCAGGAUCCAGCAACAUGGAACUAGUUUCUUCAAAUGUCAGUGUAGCUACCACAUACAGGCAGUAUCCCCUGUCUUCUAGGUUCUUAGUGUGGCCAAAAUGUGGUCCCAUUAGCGAUGCUCUCCUCUACCAGCAGUGCCUUUUAAACGCGACUACUGUCCAAGCUCUCAAACCUGGGGCGGGUUGGGAUACCAAGCUCUCACAGAAUCAGGACUGUCCAAACACUGGGCAUGAUAUCAUUCCUCCAAAACUGGAAAAUUCACUCAUUCUGACCCAUAUGCAAGACAUUCAGCAGUCAUGUAAUGAGAUACCGUGCCUUCCUCAGGAAGCUUGUGAGAGGUCAGCUUUCUCUCCUCCGAAAAAGACUUUCUCUCAAAUUUCUGAUAAGGAUUCCAUGGCGCCUCAGGAACAGGUAUUAAGCAAGAUCAGCAAAGACAAUACCAAGCUCCCUCCACUGCUCAAAUGCAGUCCAUUUCAGUCGCUGUUACAGCAAACUUUUCCUGAUAGAUCAGGAGCAGAGUUGAGAACAUCAUUUGUGAAAGAGACUUUUGAAGAUGUUUCUAAAAAAUACAGAGAGUGUCCCAUUAAAGAGAAUCAAAAAUACAAGUUUACAGUAGACAAAUGUGCAAAAGAUUUCUUUGGGGCCAAGCAAGCCCCAGUGAAAGUUUCAACUGAACCGCUGUCAUUUUCUGUUGAAUCCAUUCUUAAAAGACCUUCUUCUGCAGUUGCUAAUGUUUCUCAAUAA